Molecule: messenger RNA, 3053 nt
Organism: Pollicipes pollicipes
Lineage: Eukaryota; Metazoa; Arthropoda; Thecostraca; Pollicipedomorpha; Pollicipedidae
Product: ribonucleoside-diphosphate reductase large subunit
Exons: 15
Coding region: 222-2663 (813 amino acids)
Biological process (GO): deoxyribonucleotide biosynthetic process
Cellular component (GO): ribonucleoside-diphosphate reductase complex
Molecular function (GO): ATP binding; ribonucleoside-diphosphate reductase activity, thioredoxin disulfide as acceptor
Source: RefSeq, a predicted model, not a curated record
UUCGAUCGUUCAUUGUUCCUGCCUGCGAAGGAUCGUUCCCGCGCAUUUUGUUCCUGUGUGUGUGGGGGGGCCUUCGGUUGAAGUGGUCGGCGAUCUGAAGGGGCCCACUCACUUGUAAAUUCCGAAGCACUUUUCUACCGCAUUAUCUGGUUCGAGGGUUGCGCCGAGUUCAAGUUCUCCUCGUAGGUAUUUCGCGGCAGUUGACCAGGGAAGGAUCACUUAUGAAGGAUAUCAUGUAUUCCAAGAUGUAUGUCAUCAAGAGAGAUGGGAGGAGGGAGAAUGUCAUGUUUGACAAGAUAACCAAUCGCAUCAACAAGCUCUGCUACAAUUUGAACAUGAAUUAUGUUGACCCUCCUGCAAUCACGCUGAAGGUGAUAAGUGGGCUGUACCCGGGAGUGACGACUGUAGAACUGGACAACCUGGCCGCUGAGACGGCGGCCACCAUGACCACAAAGCACCCGGACUAUGCCAUCCUCGCAGCCCGCAUCGCCGUCGCCAACCUCCACAAGGAGACCAAGAAGACAUUCAGCGAGGUGAUUGAGGACCUGUACAACAUGACCAGUGAACACUCCGGCUUGAAGACGCCCAUGAUCUCUGACGAGCACUACAACAUCAUCAUGGAGAACGCUGACAUGCUGAAUUCUCACAUUAUCUAUGAUCGGGACUACACGUACAACUAUUUCGGAUUCAAGACUUUGGAGCGCUCGUACCUGCUGAAGAUCGGCGGCAAGGUGGUGGAGAGGCCACAGCACAUGCUGAUGCGCGUGGCCGUCGGCAUCCACGGCUCCGACAUCGAGUCGGCCAUCGAGACGUACAACCUGCUGUCGGAGAAGUGGUUCACGCAUGCGUCGCCCACGCUGUUCAACGCGGCCACAAGACGCCCCCAGCUCUCCAGCUGCUUCCUGCUGACCAUGGCCGAUGAUUCGAUCGAGGGCAUCUACGACACGCUGAAGCAGUGCGCCCUCAUCUCGAAGUCAGCCGGCGGCAUCGGCCUCAACGUGCACUGCAUCCGCGCCCAGGGCAGCUACAUCAGCGGCACCAACGGCACCAGCAACGGCCUGGUGCCAAUGCUGCGCGUCUACAACAACACCGCCCGCUACGUCGACCAGGGCGGCAACAAGCGUCCCGGCGCGUUCGCCAUCUACCUGGAGCCGUGGCACGCGGACAUCUUCGACUUCCUGGACAUGCGGAAGAACACUGGCAAGGAGGAGAACCGCGCCCGGGAUCUGUUCUACGGCCUGUGGAUCCCAGACCUGUUCAUGAAGCGCGUCGAGUCGGACGGCGUGUGGAGCCUCAUGUGCCCGCACGACUGUCCCGGCAUGUCCGACUGCUGGGGCGACGAGUUCGAGAAGCUGUACACCAAGUACGAGGCCGAGGGGCGCUUCCGGAAGCAGGUGCGCGCGCAGGAUCUGUGGGCGGCCAUCAUUCAGUCCCAGGUGGAGACUGGUACGCCUUACAUGCUGUACAAGGACGCCUGCAACGGCAAGUCCAACCAGCAGAACCUGGGCACCAUCAAGUGCAGCAACCUCUGCACCGAGAUCGUCGAGUACUCUGCGCCCGACGAGGUGGCGGUCUGCAACCUGGCAUCCAUCGCUCUGAACCGCUUCGUCACCGACGACAAGACGUACAACUUCGAGAAGCUGAAGGAGGUGGCCAAGGUGGUGACGCGCAACCUCAACAAGAUCAUCGACAUCAACUUCUACCCGGUGCCGGAGGCUCGGCGCUCCAACAUGCGGCACCGGCCGAUCGGCAUCGGCGUCCAGGGCCUGGCCGACGCCUUCAUCCUCAUGCGGUACCCGUUCGACUCGGAGAAGGCCGAGAUGCUCAACCGACAGAUCUUCGAGACCAUCUACUACGGCGCGCUGGAGGCGUCGUGCGAGCUGGCCGAGCGGCUGGGCCCCUACGAGACGUACCCGGGCUCGCCGGUCAGCAGAGGGAUCCUGCAGUACGACAUGUGGAAGGUGACACCGACGUCGCUCUGGGACUGGUCGUCGCUGAAGGCGCGCAUCGCGCAGCACGGCGUGCGCAACUCGCUGCUGCUGGCGCCGAUGCCGACCGCCUCCACCGCCCAGAUCCUGGGCAACAACGAGUCGAUCGAGGCGUACACCAGCAACAUCUACAGCAGGCGCGUCCUCUCCGGCGAGUUCCAGAUCGUGAACCAUCACCUGAUGCGUGACCUGACAGAGAUGAACCUCUGGGACGAGGACAUGAAGAACCAGAUGAUCGCGGCCGGCGGGUCCGUGCAGGCGAUCGAGGGCAUCCCGCAGGAGCUGAAGGACCUGUACAAGACGGUGUGGGAGCUGUCUCAGAAGGUGGUGAUCAAGAUGGCGGCCGACCGCGGCGCGUUCAUCGACCAGUCGCAGAGCCUCAACGUGCACAUCGCCAGCCCCAACUUCGGCAAGCUCACCUCCAUGCACUUCUACGCGUGGAAGCUGGGCCUGAAGACGGGCAUGUACUACCUGCGCACCAAGGCGGCCGCGUCGGCCAUCCAGUUCACCGUGGACAAGACGCGACUGACGCAGACGCAGAAGGCGCCCGUCGACAGCGAGACUCCCGCAGAGAAGACAAAGUCGCCGGAGAAGAGCGAAGAGGAGGCGUACAACCUGGCCGCCAUGUCGUGCUCGCUGCAGAACCGCGACGACUGCCUGAUGUGCGGUUCGUAGCUCGAGCCAGCGACCGGCUCGCCCCGCCCCGCGCGCUCCCCCGAGGCGGCAGGGCCACUCCUCCCCAGGCGCCUGGGCUCCACGCGGCGCGCGGCGCCACGGACAGCCCACCUGAUGAAAUGUGAAACGCCGCCAGCUGUUUGCGUGUGCAGGUUUGCUGCCGCCCUUGUGAUGCUUCCGUGAGACGUUUAUGUGAAGCUUUCGUGAGACCUUGAUGUGAAGCUUGUCAGCGGUGUCCCCAGUGAGUGGUGCCGAGAAGGCCAAGUCAGUGAGACAUGCCUGGCAAUGUGCUUCCUAGUCCGCUCCCCGCGUUCUCCAUUCAAGUACAUGGUGUUGCUUGUUCACCCGCUGUGCUUCACUGAAAUACAUUGCUUCAAGCACGUGCAUUGG